UCGUGACGACGCCUGAUGAACGAGUUGAACUAGUCGGAUCUAGCUUUUUUAUAAGGGAGGUCUCCUAAUACGGUCUCUGACGUGUGCGUCAUGUGCUUAUAUGUCUAUAUAAAUGAGAUGGCUACAAUUCUAUUAAAGUUCCGAGACUACCAUAUUACCCGUGCGUAACUUAUCACGGCGAGCUCAGCGAGUGAAAGAGAUUGCGGUAUUCUAGUCCUCGUGUCAACACGGUACCUCUUAUAACUACACCGUGUGUUCGGGCUACUUCUUACCGCUAAUCAUGGACCACCUGGCACGAAUUGAGCUGACAAAAACUUAGGCCGACUGCAGAUCCUCGUUUCCUGUAGCCUCUCGAGAUGUCGACCAGAAGUUCCUCCGCGCCAACUAUGUACUCCAAAGUCGUCGAUGUCAUUUCGAAAGCUCCGGAUGUACGGAAGGAUUUCGAGGUCCAUUCAAUUCUGCCAUGGUUUCGUAAAAAAUCACAACUGUUUCAAAAGUUAAAAACAGAUUUUCUGAAAGAUAUCAUCCGGAAUUGUCGGUUCAUUACCAAACAGAAAGAUGACGUCAUCAUAAAGCAAGGCGACCUGGGAGAAUGUUUCUACAUCAUCCUCGGUGGGAAAAUUUCCAUCUACAUCCUCAACAAGGAGGACCUGGACAACCAGGCCCCGGGGAUGGGAGAAGAAGCCCCAAUCCAGGAACUAGAGGAGGAGAGGGUGAUGAAGGUUACAGACAGGAAACAGCUGGGAAACUUUGUCUGUCAUCUAGGAGCGGGCGAGCCGUUUGGUGAGGUGGCCCUAGUCAGUGAGGACUGCGUGCGGACGGCCAGUAUCAUAGCGGAAGACACGACCGACCUUGUCGUUGUCGACCGAGCUUUGUACAACCGGUCUGUUAGAGACGUCCUCGCGCAGGAGUUCGAGGAGAAGACAAACUUCAUCAAGGCAACCCCACUCUUUUCAAACUGGGCUCCAAAGUAUCGUAAACAGCUGGCUAUGGCGAUGUACAAGGAGACAUUCCCUUACGAAUCGUGGCUCGUCAAGCAGGGAGAAAAUGUUGAAAAUAUCUAUUUUAUUAUCAGCGGCCAGGUAGAGGUACAGAUUGACCCUAGUUCUCACCCCAGGCAGUACCCCAAGCUUUUUCCGGAGGAAGAAUCCGAGUUUGGAGAAAGGAUUACACGUAAGGCGGAGAGAGUACGACCACCAGCUGAAAUCCAGUAUUCUCCAAAACAUAAGAAACGAGACAAUAGUCGGUGUAUCAAAGUGUGCUACCUUGGGAUUAAUGCUAGUAUAGGUGACACUGAAGUCCUCAUGGAGAUGAACACAUAUCUGCAGUCCGCCAUUUGUUCCGAGAAAACCGAAGUGUUGGUGCUUGAAAUGAAACAUUACGAGCGGCUUUUCGUAAAACGUCACCCAAAGACAAUCGACGCCAUGAGACGAAUUUUAGAGGUCAAAAUGGCGGCUCGGUUAGCUCUGUCCGUCAACAAGGAUCUUCCUCUCCUGGACAACUUGGUAAAAAAACUUCGGGACAUUAAUAACCCCCCUCCCAUGAAGGAGAAGCCCAAACGUGAGAUCGUGACCUACCACGAAGCAGAGAAACAGUUUCUAAAUCACAAAGGGCCGCUUAUAGACAUGUGGGGCCCCGGAAGUGUCUUUUACGCUAUACGCCUGCGGGAAAAAUUCAAAUCACGCAGGAGGUUUCACGCUCGACCAGGAGGCAUGAGAACGAGGCAGAACGUUCCCCGAGGACAACCUUUGCAGCUAGCUGCGUCAAGGAUUGCUCUCGCGCAAAGGGGAGGUAAUGCAGAUGGUGGAGUCACAACAGUGACGACUAUUGCAGCCGAAAACAAACAGAUAUCGCAUGACGCGACCGAAACCUCUAUGAGGAAUUCAGAGGAAAUCAACGAGUCUACUUUCGGACGUUUACAUGAUCAUUUGUCCCAGAAGAGUCAGACCGCUUUAGGUUUCUAUGACAACCGAGACGGUCGUCUAUCCCGUGCUGGCUCGUUAGGAGAGGGCCUUGACAGACAUUCGACUUUUAUGACGGAAAGCCGUUUACAAGCACGCCGAUUUACUUCCCCUGACGAAGAACUUUUCCUUCAGAGUCUGGAGGAGCGCAUGAGAGAAUGGCUUGUGAAAUCAAAUCCGAAAGGUCCAGUCCAAGUGCAGCAGUUAAGGCGAAUGGCGCUUCAGGUACGUUCAGACAUUAACUACAUGUAA
This is a messenger RNA of Liolophura sinensis, 2213 nucleotides long. RefSeq lists its product as uncharacterized. The transcript is spliced from 7 exons. NCBI's taxonomy places the organism in Eukaryota, Metazoa, Mollusca, Polyplacophora, Chitonida, Chitonidae. The coding region runs from base 357 to 2213 and encodes 618 amino acids. The record is from RefSeq and is a predicted model, not a curated record.